AUGUUUGUAGGGUGAAACCUCCCGGGCUGGGCACCGCGGGCCCUCAGAGGCGCUUAAAGCAGCCUCAUUAGAGCAGUUUGACCGAUUUACCCAUCGCGUGCCAACGCAGCGCUUCUCGUGACUGCGAGACAGAUGCUUCUCAGGCAAAUGCUGGCUGCACUGCAGGAAGCGUGGCGAGGCGGCUCCGCGCAGCUCUGCUUCCCUCUCACAAACGGACAAACAUGACCCGCAUCCCGCUUUAAAACGUGGUUCUGGGAGCGAUGAUGGCUGGAGCUGAGGUCACUGUAUCUUCAGGGCAGCUGAUGAAGGUGAAGGAAGAGGAGGGGGAAUGCAGUGGCAACAACCACACGACUCAAGUCAUACUGCACCUACAUGGGAUAAACUAUGACACUCCUGAGAGUGGAGCCUCAGACUUCACCAUCGAGACUCCACAAAACAACAGGAUAUCCAAGGGAGAAGAGAUCGAGUAUGGCUACCCCAUCACUUGUGGAAACAGCAGGGCAGUGCUGUUGUUUAAGAAGUUUGUGUGUCCUGGCAUCAAUGUCAGAUGUGUCAAAUUUAAUGACCAGCUCAUCAGCCCAAAGCAGUUUGUACACCUGGCAGGCAAAGCCACUUUAAAGGACUGGAAGAGGGCCAUCAGACUGGGAGGGGUUAUGCUCAGGAAAAUGAUGGACUCUGGGCAAAUAGAUUUCUACCAGCACGACUCUGUGUGCAACAACACCUGCCGCAGCACUAAAUUUGAUGUGAUCAACAACACAUGGCCUCCUCCGGGGACCUUGAUGCAGCCGGGCUUGUCGUGCUUGGCUCUCGACCCUAGUGGGGGACAGGUGCCUCCCUCGACAGGAGAUGUUCAUAAUUCAGAGGAGGUAGAGGGAGCUUUGAAGGAUAGGUUUAGUGCAACGGCAGAGAGGAGCGAUGGUCCACCGCAGCCUCUAAAGGCCACAACAGCUAAUGGACUUCGUGCCAAGAGGAAAAGGGUUGACAUGACUGAUGGAGUGCUUGGUCUGUGGAGGGCUGUGGCAGACUCUGGGCUGAUGGGGGAGGUCCUUUCCAGCCUCCAGACUGAACUUCUAACUACCUUUCAAGGAGUGGAGCUUCGCGGCAAGAAGGCCAACCUGCAGGAGACAGACGCCCUGAUUCUUCACUCCUUAUGUGAGAUGUUUGGGCUCUUGGAUUCAGUGAAACAAGCUGUGGACAUGAGACGCAGUCAGACUAAAGAGAGCAAAACCCAAAACAGUGUUUAUGCGCUGGAUGACAUCUUGGAAGGCGAGGGGAAGCGAACUUGCAAUAGAAACAGAUCUGAUCAAAUUUCAUCCUUAGAACAUGUUGGAUAUCAUCAUCAGAGCCAGAUGAACAGCUGUAACCAGAACCAGCUGUUGUCGACGGUGAUCCAUCCGCUCUCUGUUACUGGUUAUUCUGCAUCUCACGCUCAGCUCUUCACAGAGGAGCUGAACAUCAGCAAAAUUGGGAAUCAGCUGGGAGAAGAGGACACAGCAGGGAUGCACAAAAAGAUUGGAGAGAGGACAGUAAAGUUUCUGCAAGACUCGCAAAUUAGAAGCGAGGAGUUGGAGGCAAAAAAUGGCACAAAACGCACUCAGAAUAGUAUAAUUAAGAGAAAGCCAUCAGAGAAAAGGAAAAGCAAGUGAAACAGGAGGAUUCUCUGGAACUAAUUGAAGGGAUGAGCAAGAGGUGAGGAGAUAAGAAUUAGAAUUACUUUGUGAAACUAUAUGUUUUCAGGGUGUGUUCUACUGCGGGAGGCUGCUGUCAUGGUGAUUUGUAUCUGUAUUUAAGGAGGUGGUACAUGCCAAAGUAAUAUUCGCACAAACCCUUGGAUCUAAGUAAUUCCCAGAAGAAGGUGGGAUUGUAAUGAGGUUGUUGACCUUCCCUGGCAGUGGUUUAAAUGUUGUGACUGGCUGGUGUAUAAACAGGGGUCAGUGGAGUUGUAAUUCAGGCAGCAGCGUUACGAGCAAGCAAUUUUUCCUGAGUUGAGCUUGCAGAUGACAAAAAGAUGAUUUUGCACAUUCAGCUAAAAGCAUAACGGAGCCGAGCUGAGUAGCUGAUGAAACUCUGUUUUAAUAUUAACUGAGGAAAUAAAGAUCGUCAUUUGAAUAAUCGUUAGUUGCAACCUUGAAGCACAGAGUUUUCUCUCAUCUAGUAGGUUUGACAGAACAGAGCACAUAUUCUUUUCUAAGAGUAUCUGAUUUUUUUUUGCCCCAAAACUUUGAUUUAAAAUAUUUAUUCUGUGGAUUCAGUUUAAAAUCUUACAUGAAGCGGUUUGGGUUUUAUAUAUUGUAUUCUUUCUCACGGAGGCUUGAUUUUAAGCCUCUUACCUAAUGGUGCUUGACACAAGCCUUAGAUCUAUGCACCAGACGCUCACUACCUAAAGAAUAGAUUCAAUAUUGAAUUCAGUUAGCAAAAAUAAGAUAUAAAGUGUCCGUGUUGUUGCUUUGCAGGACACUUUAUAUUAACGUGUGCUAUACAGAAUCACAUAUGUUACAUCCUUACCUGUCAUUUCAUAGAAAUAUAAAUGGGAAUAUAUGUUAUAAACAUCAAAAAAGUGACUCAAAAAAGGCACUGAAAGUUGAGAACAGCCUCAAUAGAUAUUAAAUUACAGUUUAGAUUAAAACCAGAUGCAAUAUUUGUCUUCACUCUGCUCAGUUUAUUGAUUCUUUCAAUCUUGGCUAUGAUGACAAGAUGCCGGUAGUCCCACUGACAGCACAGACAGGAAGAGGGAUCAGUGCGGGGAGCCAAUAAAUUACGCACAACAGUCGAUUUGUUUGAAGUUGUUGGUUUUAAUCUGAUGGGUUUCAUUAAUCUAUCUCAUCAUCUUUGGAUCAGCUAAUUAUUCAAACUGUGUCACUCUGUGUUGUAAAUUCUUCGUUUCCUAAACGAGAAGCUGACGCACAAAUUCAUCAGGAAAAGUUGCCCUUCUUCUCUCCGGGUUCAUCUUUCAGUCAUGUCAGAUUUCCACUGGCAUAAUGAUCACAGACGUCGGUCACUGUCUUUUUUUUUUCUCUUUUUAAUGACAUGACAUCACGUCCAACCAGGUUCCCUGCAGCUGUGAUUUGCUGCUCUUGUUAAGGUCUGUGCUGCGUGCCGAGACCGUGUGAUCUACAGUGAUGGGUUGCGUUUGACAACUUCUCUCACAACUGCGAUGACAUGCAAUUAUAAAGGCGUGCACAACACUGCCUGUGCAGAUGUAGUUAUUUGUUAGGGCUCAUAUGAGUGGCAGCUGAUAAAAUGACUAUCAUAACAGAGCAGUUCUCAACAUCUCUGCCAACACCUGUCCUGCUGUUGGAAUUAAGCGUUAUUUUCUAACAUCCUGUUAUUGCAAAUUAAAGUGUUGUGCCGUUAAAUAUGCUCAAGUCAAAGUGCCGUCUUUGUGUUAAUAAAUUGGUACCCUUUGACUUGAAUAUCAGAGUCUAAAACGUCUUCCGUGCAUCAUGCAGGUGUAAUUACAGGUGUCAUCUUGACAUAUGUUGUGGCACUUUUGUUAAAUUAAGUAAUUUGGUGCACAGUGCAUCAUUCAUCUGUCAUUCAGCGUUAACAGCAUUAGAGCCUGCAGAGAGGGCUGAUGUCGGCAGUGUUAGAUGCAUCUCUUUGGCCACUCGUAAUUUAAUACACAGCUUUAAUGUCCACACACCGCAACAAAUUGAAUGAUGAAUUGCCUGCAUGAUGGCAUUUUUGGAUCCAGCUGAAUCCUGGAGCAACAGAUAAUGUGUCAACUGUACCGUGUUUCAUAUUGGGGCAGUCUUGCUGUGACACCAACUCUUGUGCACGGUGUUUAAUUUGAAAGAUGAAUAA
Messenger RNA from Cololabis saira (Pacific saury), 3804 nucleotides. RefSeq names its product glucocorticoid modulatory element-binding protein 1-like. Bases 261 to 1646 code for a protein of 461 amino acids. NCBI's taxonomy places the organism in Eukaryota, Metazoa, Chordata, Actinopteri, Beloniformes, Belonidae. Gene Ontology annotation, biological process: positive regulation of transcription by RNA polymerase II. The record is from RefSeq and is a predicted model, not a curated record. Gene Ontology annotation, molecular function: RNA polymerase II cis-regulatory region sequence-specific DNA binding; DNA-binding transcription activator activity, RNA polymerase II-specific. Gene Ontology annotation, cellular component: nucleus. The transcript has 10 exons.